Molecule: messenger RNA, 999 nt
Organism: Ilyonectria robusta
Lineage: Eukaryota; Fungi; Ascomycota; Sordariomycetes; Hypocreales; Nectriaceae
Exons: 2
Coding region: 1-999 (332 amino acids)
Source: RefSeq, a predicted model, not a curated record
AUGCCUAAGAUCUGCAUCGGCAUCGGUCUGGGAGGCGCACAUCACGAUGUGUUGAUUCGCGCCAUUUCAAACGUUCUCUCGACCAAGAUUGCCGAAGAGACCUUUGCUCAGAUCAUCGACGGACUGCCCCUGGCCAGUGUCGUCCAGGACACUUCAGACGGUGGUCUGACCGAUGACCACCCCAUUCACGAUGCACACAAAGAGCUAUGUCCUGGCGUCUUGGAAAAGACGCGCGAGUUUCGCAGGGAUGUUGAUCUUUCCUUGAUAAAACUAGAUUCAACUCUGAUUGCCGAAUACCGUGCUGCAUCCGUUGGAUCUAGAUCCUUCAAGACUCGACUAGUCGAGGCCACAGCAGAAGCAAUCCAUGAAACCGCCGUCCAAGUAUUCAACUUGGGAACCAGUCUCCACACCAGCGAUGGCAUUGCCUCAUGGGUUCCUCCCAAGGAUGAUAUGUUCUGGCAAUGGUACCCAGACGGUGCCUGGCCUACUCUAUUCCGCCAGCCAUGGUACCAGGACUUUGAACAAUAUCCCAACGGUCUUGCCGAUGUGGUAGCCUUCUGGGCCGAGUCGCGCAUCAUAGGCGGCGUCGUGCUUUUCGACAGACGUCACCCGGAGGCAUCUCCAGACGUCCAACCAGAUUCCGUCUGGCUCCAUCCCGACCGCUAUGACAUUACAUACCGAAUCUGGCAGCUUUCAGACACCUAUAGGCAGCAACUUCUGGAAUUCCUCACUUCUGAAACACCAGACCUUAAGCUACUUCCCAUCCUCCCCAGCCAAGAAGACACCCGACGUGAAGAUCCAGAGGAGCCAAUUGAAAAGACAGGCAUCUACCGAAACAUCUGGGAGAGGAAGCCGCUGCCAGUAGAUGCACCGGAUUUGAGAUUGAAGGACGUAUGGGACCAGUUCGAGUACCCUCUGAAGGGAGAUUUCCAGAGGGCACAGCACCGAGCGUAUAAUCGCAAGGAUGGCUCGUCGGAUGGAGACUACCCUUACGAAUAG